AUGUCACCGAAUUUAUCGGAGGCUCCCCCUGACGGGGAUGAUAUGACGUCAUUAGAGAGGAGGUGUCUGUUAGAAAAUGAAGAGAUUGCUAUUGAAAAUGAAAUUGAAGAAAAUGACUCGGAUUUUGAUAUCAGUCUAACGACUGAUAGAACUAUCGAAAGAAUCGCAUCAUUCGGUCGGGACAACGAAGCGGAUUCUCCAGAUAUUGCGGUAUCAACGACCUCGAGACACGAUCAAGUGGGCGAAUCCGAAGGCUACGGGUCAAUGGACGGGAAUCACACGAGUCCGCGGGGGCCUGCCUCCGAUAGCCAGGAAGCCGGGUGUUCAUUCCUGUGUUGCCGCGAUCAGUGUCGGGGAUGCCUUGAUCCAAGACCGCGGCAAAUUUACGGCCCGGACAACGGAUGUGGUUUCAUUGCAUUCGCCAGUCUCGCCCUUCUCUGCGUGGAGACUGUCAUGUCUCUGUUGCUACAGUCAAGAGACAUGCGGAGGAAGUUGUUUACACCCCUCUACGUCAUUAGCACCGCCAAAAUGUCUCUCAUGCUAAUCACGUCCGUCUUCCUAGCAGAGAUUAGCCGCAGGAAGCUUCAGACCGAUCCGAAAGUUAAGCAGACUCUGUCGGUCGGAUCAAUCGUUCUCAUCAUAUCGGCUUUCAUCAUAUUCUUAUAUCGAGUUAUUGAAGGGGUCGCUGCGCUCGACCUUUUGAUACUGGCACCGAAUUCAACUAAAAUGGACGCACGUUUCAUUGCCGAUCAUGAGUUCACCCUCGAGGUACAAAAUAUCCUCGAUUUCUUCAAUGCAUUACUCUACAUUGCGCAAGCCGCCAUUCAGACAAACCUCGUUUUGAGAAUCCACUGGAUUAUGAAACGGAACUGGCCCGAUGACGUCAUUGCCUCCUCGACCGCAAUGCAGUUUACCACAUUCCUGAUGGCCGCGAACUUCUCCCAGUGGCUCCUCGGGACUGUGGUGGAGAUGAAGUACCCCAAGGUCAACUUCUCGCAAGUGCUGUACUAUGACGAUGCGACCUGGAAGGUAGUAGUCUACGUGUUGUAUCCGUUCGUCAUUUACUAUCGAUUCCACUGCACCAUGUCAUUGGCAAAGCUCAUGCUGUGGAGACGGGAAGUCAAGAACGCUGGGCAGCUGGGCACGCGGAGAGAGGACUUCCUCACAACAUUUGCUUAUUAUUAA
Messenger RNA from Lineus longissimus, 1185 nucleotides. RefSeq names its product proton channel OtopLc-like. Gene Ontology annotation, cellular component: membrane. Gene Ontology annotation, molecular function: proton channel activity. The record is from RefSeq and is a predicted model, not a curated record. Bases 1 to 1185 code for a protein of 394 amino acids. Lineage: Eukaryota; Metazoa; Nemertea; Pilidiophora; Heteronemertea; Lineidae. The transcript has 2 exons. Gene Ontology annotation, biological process: proton transmembrane transport.